AAGAAAAAGACUCUGAUGACGUGACAGCUGGGGUCAUCAUGUCCGCUCUGUGUCCUCCUCCUUCUCCUGCUGUUGCCAAGACAGAGAUAGCAUUGAACGGAGAGUCACCACUACUGGCUGCUACUUUUGCCUACUGGGAUAACAUUCUUGGUCCCAGGGUCAGACACAUCUGGGCACCAAAAACAGAGCAGCAGCUUCUCAGUGAUGGAGAAAUAACAUUUCUGGCAAAUCACACUUUGAACGGGGAAAUACUUCGGAAUGCAGAGAGCGGUGCAAUAGAUGUGAAAUUUUUUGUUUUGGCUGAGAAAGGGGUCAUUAUUGUGUCCUUAAUUUUUGACGGAAACUGGAAUGGGGACAGAAGUACCUAUGGACUUUCAAUUAUACUUCCACAAAGUGAGCUUAGCUUCUACCUUCCCCUACACAGAGUGUGUGUUGACAGGCUGACGCAUAUUAUAAGGAAAGGAAGGAUAUGGAUGCAUAAGGAAAGGCAAGAACAUAUACAGAGAGCAGUUUUGGAGGGCACAGAGAGAAUGGAAGAUCAGGGUCAGAGCAUCAUUCCAAUGCUGACAGGAGAAGUUAUUCCUGUAAUGGAACUUCUUUCAUCUAUGAAAUCACACAGUGUUCCAGGAGAAAUAGAUAUACGUGACACAGUACUCAGUGAUGAUGAUAUUGGAGAUAGCUGUCAUGAAGGUUUUCUCCUGAAAGCUAUCAGUUCACACCUGCAGACCUGCGGUUGCUCAGUAGUUGUAGGAAGCAGUGCCGAAAAAGUUAAUAAGAUAGUGCGGACUCUGUGUCUCUUUCUUACUCCAGCAGAGCGAAAGUGUUCCAGGCUCUGUCGAAAUGAAACUUCUUUCAAGUAUGAAUCAGGAUUUUUUGUUCAAGGGUUGCUCAAGGAUGUGACUGGAAGUUUUGUGCUGCCUUUCCGGCAAGUGAUGUAUGCUCCAUAUCCUACCACUCAUAUUGAUGUGGAUGUCAACACAGUGAAGCAGAUGCCUCCGUGCCAUGAACAUAUCUAUAAUCAGCGGCGGUACAUGCGAUCUGAGCUAACAGCAUUUUGGAGAGCCACUUCAGAUGAGGAGAUGGCUCAGGAUACCAUUAUCCAUACAGAUGAAAGUUUCACUCCUGACCUGAAUGUUUUUCAAGAUGUCCUGCACCAAGACACUCUAGUUAAAGCUUUCCUGGAUCAGGUCUUUCAUUUAAAACCUGGACUGUCCCUGAGGAGUGUGUUCCUUGCGCAGUUCCUAUUAGUUCUUCACAGAAAAGCCUUAACACUCAUUAAAUAUAUAGAAGAUGACACGCAAAAAGGUAAAAAGCCUUUUAAGUCUCUCCGAAGCUUGAAGAUAGACCUGGACUUAACAGCAGAGGGCGAUCUUAACAUAAUAAUGGCUUUAGCUGAGAAGAUCAAGCCUGGUUUACAUUCGUUUCUCUUUGGCCGACCUUUCUACACUAGCGUGCAGGAACGGGAUGUUCUCAUGGCAUUUUAAAGAUGCUUGUUUGUGAUGUGAGUUGCUGUAACUCCACAAGGGUGUUCAAAGAUAACAGACAGAAAUGCAGUGUUGCUGUUUCAAGCACGUCCUGCAGUUCAGUGCAAUUUAAUGCAACGUACACUACAGCCCACAGGCGAAAGGGGCCCUAGUGCUAUAAG
This is a messenger RNA of Euleptes europaea (tarantolino), 1645 nucleotides long. RefSeq names its product C9orf72-SMCR8 complex subunit (gene C9orf72). The transcript is spliced from 10 exons. Lineage: Eukaryota; Metazoa; Chordata; Lepidosauria; Squamata; Sphaerodactylidae. Bases 39 to 1484 code for a protein of 481 amino acids. Gene Ontology annotation, biological process: endocytosis; autophagy. Gene Ontology annotation, molecular function: guanyl-nucleotide exchange factor activity. The record is from RefSeq and is a predicted model, not a curated record. Gene Ontology annotation, cellular component: autophagosome; endosome.